CGCUGCGGCUGCUCCGCUGAGAGCUAUGGAGACCAAAGGCUACCACAGUCUCCCUGAAGGUCUAGAUAUGGAAAGACGGUGGGGUCAAGUUUCUCAGGCUGUGGAACAUUCUUCCCUGGGACCUACAGAGAGGACCGAUGAGAAUAACUACAUGGAGAUUGUCAACGUAAGCUGUGUUUCCGGUGCUAUUCCAAACAACAGUACUCAAGGAAGCAGCAAAGAAAAACACGAACUACUCCCUUGCCUUCAGCAAGACAAUAAUCGGUCGGGGAUUUUAACAUCUGAUAUUAAAACUGAGCUGGAGUCCAAGGAACUUGCAGCAACUGUAGCUGAGUCCAUGGGUUUAUACAUGGAUUCCGUAAGAGAUGCUGACUACACCUAUGAUCAGCAGAACCAACAAGGAAGCAUGAGUCCAGCGAAGAUUUAUCAAAAUGUUGAACAGCUGGUGAAAUUUUAUAAAGAAAAUGGCCAUCAUCCUUCCACCCUAGGUGGUGUGAACAGGCCCUUGAGAUCCUUCCUGUCUGACUCUGGGAGCUCUGUGAAUGGUGGGGUCAUGCGUGCCAUCGUUAAAAGCCCUAUCGUGUGUCAUGAGAAGAGUCCAUCCGUUUGCAGCCCCCUGAGCAUGGCCUCUUCAGCUUGCAGCCCUGCAGGAAUCAGCUCUGUGUCCUCCACGUCUGCCAGCUUUGGCAGCUUCACAGUGCACAGCCCUAUCACCCAGGGGACUCCGUUGACAUGCUCCCCUAAUGUUGAAAACCGAGGCUCCAGGUCGCACAGCCCGGCACACGCCAGUAAUGUGGGCUCUCCUCUAUCAAGUCCAUUAAGUAGCAUGAAAUCCCCAAUAUCCAGCCCUCCGAGUCAUUGCAGUGUAAAAUCUCCGGUCUCCAGUCCUACUAACAUCACUCUGCGAUCCUCUGUGUCUAGCCCUGCAAACGUCAACAACUCAAGGUGCUCUGUUUCCAGCCCUUCCAACACAAACAACAGAUCCACGCUUUCCAGUCCAACUGCUAGUACUGUGGGAUCUAUCUGUAGCCCUGUAAACAAUGCCUUCAGCUACACUGCCUCUGGCACCCCUGCUGGAUCCAGUGCAGCCCGGGAUGUGGUUCCUAGUCCAGACACCCACGAGAAAGGUGCUCACGAGGUCCCCUUUCCUAAGAGUGAGGAAGUAGACAGUGCCAUCUCCAAUGGUGUGACUGGCCAGCUUAACAUUGUACAGUACAUAAAACCGGAGCCAGACGGGGCUUUUAGCAGCUCAUGCCUAGGAGGAAAUAGCAAAAUAAAUUCUGACUCCCCUUUCUCGGUACCAAUAAAACAAGAAUCAACCAAGCAUUCGUGUUCAGGCACCGCUUUUAAAGGGAAUCCAACGGUGAACCCAUUUCCAUUUAUGGAUGGUUCAUAUUUUUCCUUUAUGGAUGAUAAAGACUAUUAUUCUCUAUCAGGAAUUUUAGGACCACCUGUGCCCGGCUUUGAUGGUAACUGUGAAGGCAGUGGAUUCCCAAUGGGGAUUAAACAGGAACCAGAUGAUGGGAGCUAUUACCCAGAGGCCAGCAUCCCUUCAUCCGCUAUUGUUGGUGUGAAUUCAGGUGGACAGUCCUUUCACUACAGGAUUGGUGCUCAAGGUACAAUAUCUUUAUCACGAACAGCUAGAGACCAAUCUUUCCAACAUAUGAGUUCCUUUCCUCCUGUUAAUACUUUAGUGGAGUCAUGGAAGUCACAUGGUGACCUGUCGUCUAGAAGAAGUGAUGGGUAUCCAGUUCUAGAAUACAUUCCAGAAAACGUAUCCAGCUCUACUUUACGAAGUGUUUCUACUGGAUCUUCAAGACCUUCCAAAAUAUGUUUGGUGUGUGGGGAUGAGGCUUCAGGAUGUCAUUAUGGGGUAGUAACCUGUGGCAGCUGCAAAGUAUUCUUCAAAAGAGCAGUGGAAGGUAAAUGUUCAUGGCAACACAACUAUUUAUGUGCUGGAAGAAAUGACUGUAUCAUUGAUAAGAUUCGACGAAAGAAUUGUCCUGCCUGCAGACUUCAGAAAUGUCUUCAAGCUGGAAUGAAUUUAGGAGCUCGAAAGUCAAAGAAGUUGGGCAAGUUAAAAGGUAUCCACGAGGAGCAGUCACAGCAGCAGCCCCCGCCCCCACCCCCACCCCCCCAGAGCCCCGAGGAGGGGACAACGUACAUAGCUCCUGCAAAAGAGCCCUCGGUCAACUCAGCGCUGGUUCCUCAGCUGUCCACAAUCUCACGAGCGCUCACGCCUACCCCUGUUGCGAUCCUUGAAAACAUCGAGCCUGAGAUCGUGUAUGCAGGCUACGACAACUCAAAACCAGACACAGCCGAAAACCUACUCUCCACUCUAAACCGCUUAGCAGGCAAACAGAUGAUCCAAGUCGUGAAGUGGGCAAAGGUACUUCCAGGAUUCAAAAACUUGCCUCUUGAGGACCAAAUUACCCUAAUCCAGUAUUCUUGGAUGUGUCUAUCAUCAUUUGCCUUGAGCUGGAGAUCGUACAAACAUACAAACAGCCAAUUUCUCUAUUUUGCGCCAGACCUAGUCUUUAAUGAAGAGAAGAUGCAUCAGUCCGCCAUGUACGAAUUGUGCCAGGGGAUGCACCAAAUCAGCCUUCAGUUUGUUCGACUGCAGCUUACCUUUGAAGAAUACACCAUAAUGAAAGUGUUGCUGCUUCUAAGCACAAUUCCAAAGGAUGGCCUCAAAAGCCAGGCUGCAUUUGAAGAAAUGAGGACAAAUUACAUCAAAGAACUGAGGAAGAUGGUAACUAAGUGUCCCAACAACUCUGGGCAGAGCUGGCAAAGGUUCUACCAGUUGACCAAGCUUUUGGACUCCAUGCAUGACCUGGUCAAUGACUUGCUGGAAUUCUGCUUCUACACCUUCCGAGAGUCCCAGGCCCUGAAGGUCGAGUUCCCCGCGAUGCUGGUGGAGAUCAUCAGCGACCAGCUGCCCAAGGUGGAGUCCGGGAACGCCAAGCCCCUUUACUUUCACAGGAAGUGACGGAAGACGUCUUACCAGGAGAGCUUUGCCUUAAGUUUCCCCAUGUUAUUCUACACCCACGAAGGACCCAAGGAAUCAUAUUUUUGACAUGUGAUGGUUGAUUCAUACUUGUUCAGCAGUUUCUCAAGUUGAAAAUCACGUCAAGGGUUCGGAGCCGGGAAAGCAGUUUGACACGGAUUUGGCAAGACCUGAGCGGUCUGAAGGAUUCUUCCCUGUCCAAUCCCCAGCGCUUAGAAACAUGUUCCUGUUCCUCUGGAUGAAAAGCCAUAUCUAGUCAAUAACUCUCUGAUUUUGAUAUUUUAACAGAUGGAAGUUUUAACUAUGCCAUGUAGUUUCCGGUAUCGCUUGUUUUAAAAGGGUUCAAGGACUAACGAACUUUUUAGAGCUUACCCUUGGUUGCACAUAAAACGUAUAGUCAAUAUGGGGCAUUAAUAUUCUUUUGUUAUUUAAAAAAAACACACAAAAAAAGAAAAAAAUAUAUACAGAUUCCUGUUGUGUAAUAACAGAGCACGUGGGGUGAAGAGCGGCCCCCUUGGUGGCGGGGGGGCUUAUUCGCCCGCGUUCCUCUGCAUCACUGGUAUACACACCCUUUAGCGUCCAUUUAUUUAAUUAGAAUGGAUAAGAUGUUAAAUGCCUUGGUUUCAAUUUCUAGUAUCUAUUGUGUUGGCUUUACAAAUAAUUUUUUGCAGUCUUUUGCUGUGCUGUACAUUACUGUAUGUAUCAAUUGUGAAGGACCUGAAAUAAGGUAUAAGGAAAUUUUGUAAAUGAGACACAUACAAAAAAAACAAAAAACAAAAAAAAAAACAA
Molecule: messenger RNA, 3796 nt
Organism: Acinonyx jubatus (cheetah)
Lineage: Eukaryota; Metazoa; Chordata; Mammalia; Carnivora; Felidae
Gene: NR3C2
Product: nuclear receptor subfamily 3 group C member 2
Exons: 9
Coding region: 26-2989 (987 amino acids)
Biological process (GO): regulation of DNA-templated transcription
Molecular function (GO): DNA-binding transcription factor activity; zinc ion binding; sequence-specific DNA binding
Source: RefSeq, a predicted model, not a curated record